Messenger RNA from Aspergillus steynii IBT 23096, 1613 nucleotides. Its product is annotated as ATP-dependent RNA helicase eIF4A. The coding region runs from base 82 to 1281 and encodes 399 amino acids. The record is from RefSeq and is a predicted model, not a curated record. The transcript has 5 exons. NCBI's taxonomy places the organism in Eukaryota, Fungi, Ascomycota, Eurotiomycetes, Eurotiales, Aspergillaceae. Gene Ontology annotation, molecular function: ATP binding; mRNA binding; RNA helicase activity. Gene Ontology annotation, cellular component: nucleolus; catalytic step 2 spliceosome.
CCUCGACGAGUUCCCUCAACGACGCCCGACUGAAUUGCGGCAUCUUGUCAUUUGAAAUCCAAAGCACGCGGCGUAUUCAAAAUGGCGGACGGUAUCGAUCGACGAGCGGAUGACCGCAUGGAGUUUAACACCUCCAAGGAGGUGACGGUCGCUCCGACCUUCGAGGACAUGCACUUGAAGGAGAGCCUUCUCCGAGGUAUCUACGCAUACGGUUACGAGUCCCCGUCCGCGGUGCAGUCCCGAGCGAUUGUCCAGAUCUGCAAAGGUCGCGACACCAUUGCCCAGGCGCAAUCCGGUACCGGUAAGACGGCGACCUUUGCGAUCAGUAUUCUGCAGGUCAUCGACACCGUUGUGCGUGAGAGUCAAGCGCUUGUCCUGUCGCCCACUCGCGAACUUGCGACCCAGAUCCAGUCCGUCAUCAUGGCCCUCGGCGACUAUAUGAACGUGCAGUGCCACGCCUGUAUCGGAGGCACCAACAUUGGAGAAGACAUCCGGAAGUUAGAUUAUGGCCAGCAUGUUGUCUCGGGUACCCCGGGUCGAGUUGCGGAUAUGAUUCGCCGCCGGCACCUGCGCACGCGCCACAUCAAGAUGCUGGUGCUCGAUGAAGCCGACGAGCUGCUCAACCGCGGCUUCCGCGAACAGAUCUACGAUGUCUACCGCUACCUGCCGCCGGCCACGCAGGUCGUCGUGGUCUCCGCCACCCUGCCGUACGACGUGCUCGACAUGACCACCAAAUUCAUGACCGACCCCGUUCGCGUGCUGGUCAAGCGUGACGAGCUAACCCUCGAGGGUAUCAAGCAGUACUUCAUUGCUGUGGAGAAGGAGGAAUGGAAGUUUGACACGCUCUGCGAUCUCUACGAUACCCUGACCAUCACGCAGGCCGUCAUCUUCUGCAACACCCGCCGGAAGGUCGACUGGUUGACGGACAAGAUGCGCGAGGCCAACUUCACGGUCUCCAGCAUGCACGGUGAGAUGCCGCAGAAGGAGCGUGACAGCAUUAUGCAGGACUUUCGCCAGGGCAACUCGCGUGUGCUGAUCUCUACGGACGUCUGGGCCCGUGGUAUCGAUGUCCAGCAGGUGUCGCUGGUUAUCAACUACGACCUGCCCACCAACCGUGAGAACUACAUCCACCGUAUCGGACGAAGUGGUCGUUUCGGCCGCAAGGGUGUUGCCAUCAACUUCGUCACUAGCGACGAUGUGCGCAUCCUCCGUGACAUCGAAUUGUACUACUCUACGCAGAUCGACGAGAUGCCCAUGAACGUUGCCGACCUUCUCUCCUAAUCAAACCACCGCGACUAAACGAUUCUCGAACCUCGAGUCCCGGCCUCUAUGAAACUGAAAAACCUCCUCGGCAUCUAUCAUCCACAGACUCCAGAACACAGGACCAAACCGAGAGAGCCAGUUGUGACACGAAACAUCUACCUUACGACAUCAAAAGCCAAAAAAGGGAUGAAACCAGCGUGGAGGAAACGGGAAAUGAACAAAAAUGUUUACAACUCCAACCAAGAAGCAUUUGAAAUGAAAACAAGGCUAAAAUAAAAAGCUUUGUAUGAGAAUUGGUUGAUCUGAAUGAGAUUUCUUGCGUUUACUUUUUUUUUUUUUUUUCUCAUCUC